UUUAACCAUAAACAGAUUAAAAAUGCGACCACCACUGGGUUUUUGCUCAUCAAAAAACAAAAUUUUCAUGAGAUUGCAAACAGAAUCGUCAACUUGCCUUUGGCCACUUUGGAAAGUCUGAUAACUCAACUCACAAAUGGUCGCGUAAAGCCUGAAAGUGAUGAAGAGAAGGAGUGUUUCAAAAUGUUCAAAAUUAUCAAUGACUUGCAGCCAAAGUGCAAGGAUCUUUGA
Molecule: messenger RNA, 231 nt
Organism: Laetiporus sulphureus 93-53
Lineage: Eukaryota; Fungi; Basidiomycota; Agaricomycetes; Polyporales; Laetiporaceae
Exons: 1
Source: RefSeq, a predicted model, not a curated record